Messenger RNA from Penicillium salamii, 768 nucleotides. NCBI's taxonomy places the organism in Eukaryota, Fungi, Ascomycota, Eurotiomycetes, Eurotiales, Aspergillaceae. The record is from the annotation of a GenBank genome assembly.
AUGUCUACCGGCACCCCAGAAUCGAGCCACCCCAAACCCGACCAACCAACCCAAUCCCCAGAACCAAAGCCAAUAGCGCCUACAGAGCCUUCGACCCAGCCAGGCCUGACUGCUGACGCUUCCACUCCAUCCGUCGAACCACUCGAGCUCACAGGCGACACCGUUGCCCCGAAACAUAGCCACCCCGCAACUGGCCCUGGUGGCGAAAGCGCCGCCCCCGUGACAGCGACUACCAACCCCAACUCGUCAGCGCAAGUUGCAUCUACAUCACCAUCAAUGGAUACCGAAGAACCCAAGAAUGUGCCUGAGAUGUCCUCUGAGCACUCUGAUGAUGGCUCGGGGAAGGAAGUUGAGAAUAACGGCCCGUCGCUGGUCAUAACGUUGUUGUUGACCACGGGCUCGCGCCAUCCGUUCACCAUCGAUGGAAAGUAUUUACAGAAGCGAUCGGUGAAUGUGGAGAACAACGAUCCCUUCUUGAUGAGCGUGUAUACACUGAAGGAGCUAAUCUGGCGCGAAUGGCGUUCUGAUUGGGAAACUCGUCCCUCUUCACCCAGUGCUAUCCGCCUCAUCUCUUUCGGCAAAUUGUUGGAUGACAAGUCACCUCUCUCUGACUCCAAGUUCAGCAAGGAACACCCGAAUGUCGUCCAUAUGACUGUCAAGCCACAAGAAGUUGUCGACGAGGAAGACGCAAAGGGGACCAAGGCGCCAUACAACCGAGAGAAUGAGGCCAGCGAGCGCAGCCCUGGAUGUCGCUGUGUGAUUCUAUAA